Messenger RNA from Mercenaria mercenaria, 1763 nucleotides. RefSeq lists its product as uncharacterized. Bases 294 to 1763 code for a protein of 489 amino acids. Lineage: Eukaryota; Metazoa; Mollusca; Bivalvia; Venerida; Veneridae. The record is from RefSeq and is a predicted model, not a curated record. The transcript has 2 exons.
UGUCCUGUUUGUAAACUGAAAGGCCGAAAUACUGAAGCAGAAAAUUAUUGUGUGGAAUGUCAGGAUUACUAUUGUUUAACAUGUGUGAAAAUCCAUGAAGACUUCCCAUCACUAAGUGAUCACACUAUUCUUGGAAAAGGUCGAUUUCCAUCGGGAUCAGAUAAUUUGCAGCUGUCACCACGUAUUGAAUCAAGCGAACCUCCACCUACGGCGCCAUCAGGAAGAUGUGACAGACAUACUCUCCACCAUAUCGAUAUGUAUUGUCAAAACCAUGUUGAUGUUGGAUGUGAUAUAUGCAUGGCAGUAGACCACAGGUUAUGCCAGGAAAUCUUUUACAUACCAGAAUUUCUGCAAAACAACAAAAGCGUAUCAACAAAGAAGACAAUAUACUGGAGAAAUUAAAAUCAACUGAGAUAACGCUCAAAGUUCAACAUGAGAAAUUUCAACGUGAAAUACAUGAGCUUAUGAAGAAAAAAACUGCAACACUAGAACACAUCAGAACGUUUAGAACGGAAAUCAAUGAUAGACUUGACGAGCUGGAACAGAAUACAGUAGCUUCAAUCGAAGUUAGAUAUAAAUCCUUUAUAAUCAAGUUAGAAAAAGAAAUGAAGGCAAUUGAGGGAAACAAAGCCAGCAUACAGUCCGCAAGAGAUAGGCUUGUAUCUGCAGUAACUAAUAAAAAUGCAUCGCAAACUUUUGUUGAUACCAAAAAAGGUAAUGAAAUAGUUAGCAAAGUGGUCAAAUCCAUGGAAGAAAGCAAACCAAAACCUCAGGAACCUGAUAUUGAAUUUAGAGCAGAUUCUAGACUUCCUGCUUUAUUACAAGAAUUAUAUGCCCUUGGAAAUAUUACGCAGACUGACACUAAGAAGGCUGAACAUACAGAAACAGUUUCUGUUAAACGGAAAAGUUCACGUCAGAUAAAUAAAAAAUCAAAUAUUUCAGAAGCUGGUAACGUUCCGCCGGAAGCUAAACUUCAAAUCAUAGACAUCAAGAAAUACAGUGUUAAAAUUCCGUCAGAUGAAUAUGCAUGUAAUAUUAAAAGCGCCUGUACUUUGGAGGAUGGUACAAUACUUCUGUCUGACCACGCAAACAACAAGCUGAAACGUUUGGACAGCUUAACAUAUUCUGUUAUAGACUUUUGUGACCUGCCUAGGAGACCAUGGCAAGCCUGCUCCAUAAGUUUACAUCAGGCUGCUGUAUGUUUGCCAUACAAGCAAGAAGUUCACUUCAUUUCGCUAACAGACAGAAUGACAUUCAAAAACGAACUAACAACGGACUUUAAAUGUUAUGGACUAGCAUAUGCUGAUAACAAUCUGUAUAUUUCAGACAGAGGCACGUCUAUUUAUAUAUACAGUGUGCUGGGGAGAAAGCUGCAACAGUUCAGUAGGAACCUAUCAGGGCAGAUGCUGUUUUCGAACAUAUGCAGUGUAGUUGUCUAUAACGAUGGUUCCAAGAUUUAUGUUGUUGACUCUCACAAGGGACUGAUUGUGCUCGAUAAAAAUGGAAAAGUUUGUAACGAUUACAAUGGUACGAAGUUAAGUAUCGCUUACGAUAGUUAUCUUACAGAAGGAGGAAGUCUUCUCAUGUUUAGACACAACUCUCGCAAUGUGAUCAUAUAUGAACUGAAUGGCAAACUGAUAGGUGAAGUUGUGAAAUUUGAUGAUAAAUCAGCCUGGCAAAGAGCUAUUUGUUGCAACCAGCAAAUGUUCAAAAUGAUAAUAGGCGGGAACAGAGAUGACAUUGAAGUAUUUGAUUUGAUAUAA